ACAAGCUCAGUAUGAUUUCUUUCUCUGUAGCGUUAUUUUCUUAGCUUUUCUACAUACUUUGGUUACAUAUCUCUUCGUAAGAUGUUCGGUCAGCUAAGUUUUAGACGUUCGUGUCGAUUUGUACCAGAAAACAAUAGAGCAAAUAUAAAAAGAUCAAGAGUAUCGAUAUCUUCUAAAGGGCCAAGUCAAAAUGUGCACUAUAAUAAACUUUUGGGUCAUGCGGGGGCAGCCACCACCCUCUAUAGGACACUGGUUGGUUUUAAAUUUUCAGUAGUUCCGGGUUAUCAUUAUCCGCACUGCCCCGUGUCGUUUCAACCACUUAGCUAUUCGCUUAUUAAUACAAGGUUUGCUCUCCAGUCUACUGCGCAAUAUCAUUGUACACGUCCUUGCCUAGACAACUCAAAGGUUCAAGAUCAGGUUUCCUCUACGGAACAGACUGUAUCUGGCGCGCAAGGCACAGCGUCGGCGCCGCCACCACCACCACCACCAGGACCAGCUGGAUGGGCCUACUACCAGUUCUACGCGCCGACUCCGCCCGCUUACAAUUCUUCCUAUCCCUUUUCCUUUGCGGACAUGAAUCGCAGAGGAGGGAAAGAUUCGCCUAUAGUUGUUCAGCUUGCAAAUUCGCGUUGGAAUUGGGUCAACAUACUUCUUUCUGUCACGAUUGCCUCAGUGUUACUGUUUUUCAUCCUCAGGAAUCCUGGUGGAGCUCUUGCUAGCUUGAUCGAGAAUAGAUAUAAGGCCACUGAUAACAUUCCAGAUUUAAAAUUUGAUGAUGUAAAGGGAAACGUUGAGGCCAAGGAAGAGCUAUCAGAUAUAGUUGAAUAUUUGAGGUGUCCAGAAAAUUUUGAGAAAUUGGGGAUCAAAGUUCCUAAGGGCAUAUUGCUUACCGGCGCUCCUGGCACUGGAAAGACCCUGCUCGCGCGUGCGGUUGCAGCAGAAUCAGGCGUUCCCUUUAUUUUGACGUCUGGCUCAGAAUUUGAAGAGAUGUUGGUAGGCGUAGGUGCUAGGCGCGUUCGUCAGCUUUUUGAAAGCGCCAAGCUUAUUGCUCCUUGUAUUAUUUUUAUUGACGAGAUUGAUGCGAUUGGUGGACGCCGAGAAGAUUUUACAAGUCACCAGAAAAUGUCCCUCAAUCAGUUAUUGGUUGAAAUGGAUGGUUUUAAUGCUUACUCUGGUAUUGUAGUUAUUGGGGCAACGAAUAUACCGGAGACACUUGAUCAAGCAUUGAUUCGUCCGGGUCGUUUUGACCGCAAGAUUGUGGUGGAGUUACCUGACCCGAAAGCCAGAAAGGAGUUGCUGGAUCAUUACCUAAUGCGCAAGCGUGUGGAUCCUGACGUCCGAACCGAUAUAUUAUCACGUGCGAUUGCUGGAUUUUCUGGAGCUGAUAUUGAAAACAUGGUUAACUGGGCAGCAAUUAAGGCUGCCAAGGCCAAUGGAAUGGUGACUAUGAGGCGACUUGAGGAAGCUAUGCUCAACGUUGCGAUGGGUCGCGAGAGAAAAUCGUUGUUUCUCGAUCAAGAUACCCGUCGGCUGUGUUCCUAUCACGAGAGCGGUCACGCGUUAGUGGCCCUCAAAACAGAGGGAGCCCGAGAAAUUCGCCGCGCGACCUUGAUUCCUCGCGGUGAAGCGUUAGGUAUGGUGAAUUUUCUUACUAAGGAUGGGUCCCCGUUGACGACUCAGCAGGAAUUGAUGGCCUACAUGGAUACAUGCAUGGGUGGCCGCGCUGCUGAGGAACUUAUUUAUGGACCACAAAAGGUGACUCAAGGUGCGGGGAGUGACUUUGAGCAGGCGACCAGAAUUGCCAAGUCAAUGGUAAUGCAUAUGGGAAUGUCCCCUAUGUUAGGACCCGUGCACUUUUCUGAGGACCCAAAGAGUCCCAUAAGCAAUGAGACGAUGCACAUUAUUGAAAAGGAGGUUGGACGACUAUUACAAGAGAGUAUGGAACGAGCUAAGAAUACGCUGAAGCAGAACAUGACAGAACUGCAUCGAUUGGCCGAUGCUUUGAUGGUAUAUGAAACCUUAGAUUCAGAUGAGAUUUACACGAUACUGAGAGGGGAUCCACUAGUAGGUAGGGAAAUGGAAGCGUUAGAUUCUGCAGCUAAUGACAAGAGGGUUGAAAACAUGCACAAGCAUCAUAAGCCGAGCAGAGAGGCUACCGUUGCGCCUAGUGAGAGCCCACUGACUUGAACUACAAAGCCAGCUGAAUGAGAGAGAAAGGGAGACACUUUCAAUAAGCAAGUAAAUUUCCUGGUUUGAAUUUUUUUAUCACUAUUGAAGAUAGUAUGAAGAAUAUUUGGCUAGGGACUGGCUAAGGUAGAGGCACCGUCAGGGCCGAAGAAGCGAUGUUUUCUAAAUUGCACGAUUUCAGGCAAGAGUUUCAAAAUACUGUUAUUCAUGGGCUAGUAUAUCAAAGAAAGGAGUAGUUUUUAGCAGCUUUGCUGUUUAGCUUUUUUUUUUUUUAGGUUGCGAUAAAAAUUUUUUUUUUUUUUGAAGAGAGA
This is a messenger RNA of Schistocerca gregaria, 2498 nucleotides long. RefSeq lists its product as uncharacterized. Gene Ontology annotation, molecular function: ATP hydrolysis activity; ATP binding; metalloendopeptidase activity. Gene Ontology annotation, biological process: mitochondrion organization; protein quality control for misfolded or incompletely synthesized proteins. The coding region runs from base 82 to 2187 and encodes 701 amino acids. The transcript has 3 exons. The record is from RefSeq and is a predicted model, not a curated record. Lineage: Eukaryota; Metazoa; Arthropoda; Insecta; Orthoptera; Acrididae. Gene Ontology annotation, cellular component: mitochondrial inner membrane.